AUGGCUCCAAGUGUAACCAAUGAACACAGGAAAAAAUUAAUAAAUGCAUCGAAAUUUAAACUUUCGCACAUUGCCACACAUUAGAACAGUAACAAACCAAAGCUCAUGACUUUGUUGUAUAAAACAUUCGUUAGACCCUUAUUGGAGUAUAGAACUGUAAUAACUAAUCUACUGAAAAAGUCCGAUAUAAGAGCUAUAGAGGUUGUGCAAAACUCGUUUACAAGAAGACGCCCCUACAAUAGAACGCUAGGAAAAUAUGUAUCUGCAACCGAUCCAGACUAUAAAUCAUCGAUCGCAACGAACUAUUCGAACACCACUCUGAAGGGAAGACGCUCUAUAACCGAUCGAAAAACGAUUGUAAAAAUUAUGAACAGUAGAAUAGAUAUCAAAGUACCUGAAAUAAGGAAACACUUUUUUGUUAACCUAACACUUACAAAUCCUCAAUUUCUCAAAAAUGUAACAGAAAAAAAUUUAUUGAGGAGCAAGAACUAUGAUUAUAACUGA
Messenger RNA from Caenorhabditis elegans, 504 nucleotides. Lineage: Eukaryota; Metazoa; Nematoda; Chromadorea; Rhabditida; Rhabditidae. The record is from the annotation of a RefSeq genome assembly.